GGUUAAUAUCACCCUAAAAGUGGUGAAUUCUUUAGCGAAACAACCUCGGAAACAACCCGGCAUAGAACAUAACCUCAAAACAAAUUCAAUCAGGAAGUAAACAGGCUCAAAAAACAAUAAGCAAUGUUAUCUUGCUACUCAAUAGCUGUGUUACGUCAAUGCAGUCGACACCUUACUGUCACUAUUAAAAGUCUGGAAGCAUCUCUGACCAUUCCCAGAAUAGGCCAAUGCUCAAAAUUCGCCAGCAACAUCGUCGCCCAAAAAAAAGAAUUUGAUUACAGUUUGGGCGUUCGAUUACAAGCCGUUGAAACAAAGAGCACAGAAUCUGAUUCAAGAGCAGAUCAAAGAAUAGUGGAAAACGAUGAGUACGACCAGGAAAUUAUUGACAUCGAUCUCGCGAUGGAGAAGCUUAAAAAAGAUCGUCCAGGUCCCCUUGACCCCUGCGAUUCUGACCUUUCGCACAUCGUUCCAGAUUUCCCAGCGUCUUUUAAUUUUGCGGCAUACGCAAACGAGUCGCCAAUGAUACAAAAGCUUGCGCAGCUCGGAGUGAACUUUGCCAAGAUCGAGAAACGUAAGGGUUUGAUGAAGUUUCUGCUGCCUUUGGACUUUGAGAAGGACAUGAAAUACCACAUAACAUUUUUAACCGACUGUGGAGUCCCCACCGAUUACCUCGGCGAAUUUAUCACCAAGAAUCCAUUAAUAUUCAAAGAGCAGUUGGACGAUCUUUACACCAGGAUACGAUACCUUAGUGCUCACAAUUUCAAACCAGAUAUGAUCACUCGAAUUGUUAUGAAAAAUCCCUAUUGGGUAAUGUUCAGCACUAAGAGAAUCGACACCAGGCUUGGAUAUUUCCAAGAAACAUUCGGUCUCAGUGGCAAUGAAGUCAGGAACCUCGCCACCAGACUGCCCAAACUCAUUACCUACAACAUGAAUCACAUUCAUGUCAAUACUUUUGCUGUUAAGGAGGAAAUGGGAUUUGAUAAUCGUCAGACCAAGAUUCUUAUAUGCAAUUAUCCAGGCAUUUGGACAAAAAACCGUUCAUUCGUCGUCCAGGUUUUUGACUAUGUGCACAACACAAUGAAACUAUCGCACGAUGCCAUAACACAGCAGCCACUAAUAUUGACGUGUAGAUUGCACAGAAUCAAACAGAGGCAUAUGUUUCUGGAAAAAUUAAACAGGGCUCAGUAUGAUCCUGAAAAACCGUUGUAUGUUCCUCUUCAAGGCCUAGUACUGAAAUCGGAUUCAGACUUUAGUAUGGAGUUUGCCAAGGUGCCGGUAGAAACUUUCAACAAGUUUUUGAAAACCUUGUAAUUAUGAAAAAUAGUAAAUGAGAAUGAUGAUGCAAAUGUAUCAUUGAAGUUUGAUGGAUUGUACAUGUUUAUAACAAAUCAAUAAAGUUUUAAUAGCAUAAGUAAGAAAAACAACGUCAGUACAACGUUUUUACCGUAAAUAUUUAUUCAUUUAUAUUUAUCGCACUACAGGUAUGUAGUAUGCCCUCAUAAUCAUUACAUUAUAUAAACUGCGGGUUUUCUUAUUCUAUUCUCACCGUCGGGUGUAAUAUAUAAAUAAGAAAUUGUACAAAUUUAUUAUUAUCAUCUUUUUUUCUGUAUUAUCCGACAAUUAAAUCAAAAUUUAGGUUACAUAAUGAUAAAUCUCGUUUCAAAGAAUUCCUGGCGACACGCGGUUUGUUUUUAUACUAAUUUGAUUCGCUUCUUGCUGUGCAAGUUUUUUUACAUUUUUAUUUUUAUUUUUGACCGUUGCUUUUUUAAGGGUCGUCAGUGAAUGAAAUAUUUCUUUAAAUAAUUAUCAAUAAAUAUCGAUAAUAAUAAUGUACAUUUAUACUCUCAUUAUUAUUAUUAUGAAAUACUCAUUGGCAUUUUUUCUUCUCCUAUUCUCAAACUCACAAGUAACGAUUUAAAUAAAAUAAUUAUGCGUUUAUCACUUGAUGUUCUGUUUCUUGAAAUUAUUAUUUUUAUAUUUAUAAUUGUUUUCACGUUCUUCGUCUGUACAUUUAGAAUAUAGUAUAUUAUUCUGCAUUAAUAC
Messenger RNA from Diprion similis, 2043 nucleotides. It is a transcript of the gene mTerf3, whose product is annotated as transcription termination factor 3, mitochondrial. Gene Ontology annotation, cellular component: mitochondrion. The transcript is spliced from 2 exons. Gene Ontology annotation, biological process: mitochondrial ribosome assembly; regulation of DNA-templated transcription. Bases 124 to 1311 code for a protein of 395 amino acids. The record is from RefSeq and is a predicted model, not a curated record. Lineage: Eukaryota; Metazoa; Arthropoda; Insecta; Hymenoptera; Diprionidae. Gene Ontology annotation, molecular function: double-stranded DNA binding.